AAACACAUUGUUAGAGAUUGGGCAAAAUUCCCAAAUACCCUCAGCCUCUAAUAAUCAAGUGGCGAUUUGGCGGGUGAUCGACUUAUCAUUCCUUAUUAUCACACACGCCAAUUUGAUUCUGAAAUUUCGUAUUCUCUCUCCUCUACCUCGUGCUCGAAUUGCAGAAGCUCGUUCCAGAAUUCACUAAUGGAGGGUGUUAUAGCAUUGAUGCGGCCAAUGCCUGUAUCCACAAAGCCCGGAGCUACAUUACCUCGACUUUCUGUCAGAAAAUAUUCUCAAUGCAUUUCAACUGGCUUUGGUAAACGUAAUGUGUGCUUGAUUCGAGCUCAACAGCUUGACUCCACGGAAGCAUCCGCUUCAGAUUCGUCACUUGUGAGUGAUUCCCAGGAGAAUACUCCUAAAAUGAAAGAAUGGGAGGUACAAGAAGAAGUAGCUGCCAGACAAGGAAUAACAAUCCGAAGACGGCCACCAACAGGGCCCGCUUUGCACUAUGUGGGUCCUUUUGAGUUUCGACUUAAUAAUGAAGGCAAUACUCCACGAAAUAUCUUGGAGGAAAUCAUAUGGCACAAGGACGUGGAAGUCUCACAGUGGAAAGCGAAAAAGCCCCUUGUUGUUUUGAAGAAGGCUCUGGGCAGUGCUCCUCCAGCAAGGGAUUUCAUUGGUGCUCUAAGAGCAGCUCAACAGCGCACUGGAUUGCCUGGUUUAAUUGCGGAGGUUAAAAAGGCUUCACCAAGUAGAGGUGUUUUGAGAGAGGACUUUAAUCCGGUUGAAAUAGCCAAAGCUUAUGAGAAAGGUGGAGCUGCAUGUCUAAGUGUUUUGACGGAUGAGAAGUACUUUCAGGGAAGCUUUGAGAAUUUGGAGGCUAUACGUAAAGCAGGAGUCAAGUGUCCUUUAUUAUGCAAAGAAUUUAUAGUGGAAGCUUGGCAAUUAUUCUAUGCAAGGACUAAAGGGGCAGAUGCUGUUCUAUUGAUUGCUGGUGUUCUGUCUGAUCUAGAUAUUAAAUACAUGACCAAGAUAUGCAAAAUGCUGGGAUUAACAGCACUAGUUGAGGUGCAUAAUGAAAGGGAAAUGGAUCGUGUGCUUGGAAUCGAAGGGAUUGAACUGGUGGGAAUCAAUAAUCGUGAUCUUGAGACAUUUACUGUUGAUAUUAGCAAUACAAGGAAACUACUUGAUGCAAGACGAACAGAAAUUAUUCGUGAGAAGGGCAUCAUUGUGGUUGGGGAGUCUGGACUUUUCACGCCUGCUGAUAUUGCUUAUGCGCAAGAAGCUGGUGUCAAAGCGGUUUUGGUUGGCGAGUCCCUCAUUAAGCAACCUGAUCCUGCCAAGGGGAUUACUAAUCUUUUUGGUAAAGAUAUAUCUGUAUAAGUUACAAUUAAGGGAGAGCUAAUUUUGGCAUCAAGCAAAGUUUAGGCCUGUAAGCUUAGUAUAGAGGGUAAUGUUACAUUGUUUGCAUCUUUUGUAGUUUAGCAAUUUAUUCUUCAGAUUAAAAUGCCUGUUGUAAUUUUGCCUCCAUGAAACGGAUGUAUGUAAGUACUAUCUUCUAUAUGAGCUUCACUUUGCUUCAAUUGAAGAAGGAAUUGGUCA
Messenger RNA from Beta vulgaris subsp. vulgaris (sugar beet), 1584 nucleotides. Its product is annotated as indole-3-glycerol phosphate synthase, chloroplastic. Gene Ontology annotation, molecular function: phosphoribosylanthranilate isomerase activity; indole-3-glycerol-phosphate synthase activity. Gene Ontology annotation, biological process: L-tryptophan biosynthetic process. Bases 187 to 1365 code for a protein of 392 amino acids. Lineage: Eukaryota; Viridiplantae; Streptophyta; Magnoliopsida; Caryophyllales; Amaranthaceae. The transcript has 11 exons. The record is from RefSeq and is a predicted model, not a curated record.